AAACCAGCAACAACCCCGAGCUUGCGGCGACCGAAGUGCCCCUUCAUUUUUAGACCUUCGGAGAGGAAGGAUCGCAACCAAACGCUGUCUCAAAUGGUCGUACUCGUGUUGUUGUUUGGGCAACUAACGUAGCCCGACGCAUUCUCGUCUCGGUGCCCUGACUUCAACGACAUAAUCAAGCGCGCAAGAAACCGCGAUGUCCUUUCCGAACAAGGAACAGCGUCAGAAGUGUUGGGAUUCUAGAGAUCGCUACUGGGAGUGCCUUGACAGCAACGCUGAGGAUGCCAAACGCUGCGCAGAAAUGAAGUCCUUGUAUGAAACCCAUUGUCCGAGCCAGUGGGUGAAGCACUUCGACCGCAAGAGGGAAUACCUGAAGUUCAAGGACAAGAUUGAGAAAGACGGGUACGACCCACUCGAUGACACGAAUGCCAGGGCGAAAAGCUGAGGCACUUAGUUGUUUGCGAGCACUCGCGAUUGUUGAAACAGUUUCGACUAAGUCAGAGAGAGUGCACCAAUGCCAGGCACCAGAUCCAUUUGCAAAGAUGCUCACAUGUUGCACAGAGUGCAUAAUUAAUUCGUCAUUAUGGGCAUUAGAUUUAAAAGAAGCGUCAUCCUUAGCACACUAUGCAAUGUUUCAUCAUAACAAAGUAACGAUAUAGGAGUAGAGUACAGACGUAGAAGCAUGAGUAUCCAUAGAUGUUUGCAUGCGUGUGACUGCUUGUCUGGCUGAAGUGCUGUUUGUUGUCCAUGUUGGAAUAAAGCAUUUUUGCUGGACACA
Messenger RNA from Rhipicephalus sanguineus (brown dog tick), 778 nucleotides. RefSeq names its product cytochrome c oxidase assembly factor 6 homolog. The record is from RefSeq and is a predicted model, not a curated record. The transcript is spliced from 3 exons. Bases 197 to 445 code for a protein of 82 amino acids. NCBI's taxonomy places the organism in Eukaryota, Metazoa, Arthropoda, Arachnida, Ixodida, Ixodidae. Gene Ontology annotation, biological process: respiratory chain complex IV assembly. Gene Ontology annotation, cellular component: respiratory chain complex IV; mitochondrion.